CCUAUACAGACCUCUGGUAUAUCUAACACAGACUACCAUCCGGUGGGGGUGUAUGAAAUCAUUUACACAGCAAAGGACAGCGCCAGAAACGAGGCCAGGGAAUGCAAGUUCAAGGUCGUGGUCAAAGAACUGAAAUGUUUCGCCCAGUACCCGCUCCCUACAUGAGGGUGGACUGUCCCGACGGCUACCGGCACGGGUCUACCUGCAACUUCAGCUGCACCAGUAACUACAUCUUAGAAGGUGCAAAGGAGACUACGUGUGAAGUAGCCAACUCUGUCAGUGGAGUAUCCUACCCGUACUGGGACAUGUCCUCACAACCCUCAUGCAGUGUGUUUAACACGUGUCGAGACUUAACGCCACCUCACAACGGAGCUUUGGCAUGUGACCUAUGGGAAGAUGGCCAUUUCUGUCAGAUGCAGUGCUCGCGUGGAACCGACCUGACAAGGUCAACAGCAUUCUACGGGAACCUAAUGGUAUGUGCGAAGUCGGGGGACUGGAAGAUUAAUAAGCGUACUAUUGAUGACCCACUACCAGCUUGUACAAAAUCUAGAAGACCAACGGACGCAAUAAUGCCAGUACAUUUCUAUUACGAUGGUCAAUGCACGAAGGAAGAUGCCCAGGAGCAAAUAAAAACAAACUUCCAGAAGGCUUUCAAUCUGAGUCCUUUCCUAAAAACUAUCGGACAGACAGGGAGGACGACUGCCAAUGUCAAGGUGUCCUGCGGCUCUUCUGAUCAUGGGAAGCGAAAGCGAGAAACUCGUGUGACAGUGCAAGUUGACAUCCUUCUGGCCCUCAAUGGCGACGCGUCCAGAGAGACCUUUAAGGAGGCAGAGACGACUCUUCUGAAUCUGUACAGUCACAUUACUGAUGACAUAAAGGGCGACAACUCUAAACUGUUUCCUCAGCUCAGUCAGGAAGUCCGAGCUGUGAUGGCUAUAGGAAGGCCAACGGUUGACCUGGAGUGCCCUCCUCAAACCUUCCCAUCGUAUAAUACAUAUAGCUGCGUUGGCUGCGGUGAGGGUCUAUACUACUCCGAGGACGACAACGGCUGUGAGGAAUGUCCUACUGGAACCUACCAACCCGAGGCUGAAGGUCGUGGGUGUGUCCAGUGUCCAGACGGAAUGACAACCUUACAAAAUAAGACUACAACCGUUGAUCGAUGUCUUCCAAUGUGUGGACUUGGUCAUUUCUCAGCAAAUGGUGUUGAGCCUUGCUCACCGUGUGGUCCAGGCCAGUACACUGACCGCCUUGGUUCUACAGAAUGCACAGCCUGCUCGGGUAGCAUGACCACGGUAUCCCAAGGCUCAGAAAGUGUCACCUCCUGUCGACCGUUUGACGUGGUUAUGUCUCCUUCUCAAACCGCCAAUGCUCAGCUCAGAGUCGACACAGAAGAUUUUGAAAUUCAAAACGGAUUUGAACUUCGCUUUUGGCUGACGUAUCAGUCAGCAGGGGACGUCAUCUCUCUGACACAUGGAGAUAAGGGUAUCUUGUCUGUCUCCAUCAGCACUACAUACGGAAUGCAACUAGAGGUUAACGGGACAGUGCUGCAUGUGCCAGGCCUUGACGCCAGCCAGUGGUAUCAGACAGAUGUUAGCUACAUCAACCAUCAACUCUCCGUCAGUGUGGAUGGGGUUCACAGUCUCUCACAUUCUGUAUCUUUUGACGCUAACGAUGCUCAAAACAUUUUAGUUUCCAUGGGUGGUGCUGGUUUUGAAGGGGGUGUCUCCCAGCUGAACAUGUGGCGGUCCCCCCAGAGUGUCGUUUCACCACCGUCACACACGUGCUUCCUGGGAGACGUCGGAGACGUCAUCAACUGGGACGUCUUCACAUCCGCAAACCAGUCUGAAUCGUUUAUACAGAUCCCCAGUGAAUGUGACGACACAGAUGAAUGCCUAUCCUCACCUUGUAUCCAUGGAGAUUGUAACGAUGAGCUGAAUAGCUACACGUGUACCUGUCAUACUGGUUACCAAGGCGACAACUGUGACGUCAAUAUAGAUGACUGUGUGGAGAACGAGUGCACUAAUGGGGGCACGUGUGUCGACGGUGUGGUGGAAUACACGUGCAGGUGUACGCCUGAGUACACAGGGCAGUACUGCGAUGCUAAUUUAGUUCACGGACAAUGGACCGGAUGGGGAAACUGGACAGAGUGUACCACGUCAUGUGGACCAGGGGAGAGAACUCGCGCCAGACGUUGUGAUAACCCACAACCACAAAAUGGCGGAGACGACUGCGAGGGUUCAGAAACAGAGGUCGGGCUCUGCAAUACAGGAGAAUGUCCAGUCUGUGCAGAAGUAAGUGCCCCUGAUCACGGUGAUCUGGAAUGCAGGGAUGUCAACAGUACAAGACUGUGUGAGCUGAAAUGUGACGACGGCUAUGACUUCGACCGACCUCCGUUGUCUGUCUAUAAGUGUGGGCAGGAGACGGGAUACGAAUGGAGUUAUGUUACUGAGGACAACCCAGAUGGACGAUUCCCCAACUGUGUCGCAAUAGAGAAUGCUGAUGAAUUAGAGGUAGAAUUCCAGGAGGAGUAUGAAGACCUGGAGUGCGUAGAUGGCAACGAGGCUGACCGGAAGUCUAAGGUUUUACUGCGCGCCAGAGAAGAAACCAACUUGUUGCCUUGCAUCAACGAUAACACGUGUUAUAUCAAAGACAUACGUGUACCUGAUUGUGAUGCCCAACGACGGCGGAAGAGGGAGAUCACUUUCAUGGGAUUCAUCAUAACCCUUGGUGCUCAUCCGUCUGAAAAAGGCCUACAAACGUCUGUCGAGGGACUUCACAGGGCCGUGAAUCAACUGACCUUCUCCGCGUCAGCCGGGAACUUUACAGUGAAGCUGGAUGGCAUGAACUAUUUUCUGACAGGAUCCCCGACUAUUGUCGGCAGCGCCACCUGCCGUGCUGGAUGGACCAGAGUUGAAUUCUACUGCAUUCCUUGUGGUCCUGGAACCUUCUAUAUCGAUGGCUACUGUGAACGAUGUGACAUUGGCCGCUACAGCAACAUCACGGCGGCGACAUCUUGUCAUGCAUGUCCCAAGGGCAAGUCCACACCCGGGAGGUCUUCCUUGAGUAUAGAGGAAUGUACAGUUGAUGUGCAUGUUCCUCAAGAUUUCCCAUUGGCUGUAGUUGCGGGUGUUGUGGCCUCUGUCGUAGCAGUCGUAGCAGUGGUUGUUGCUGCGUACUUCUACAGGAAAUGGAAGCAUCAGAAGGCGAAGGUCAGCGCAUCUAACACCAAUGUCCAGGAAACCUCAACAGAAGGACAACACACAGCAAAUAUCAGGUUCAAAGCCGGUCCUCCAUAUUCAGCUGGAGAGGCAUGGACCCAUAACACCAACCCAUCUGACUUUAGUAAGGGCGGUUCAGUUUGGUGUGCCACACCAAUGCCUCCCCAAGCUACAGAACCUCCACCUCCAUACAGUCGGUUAUCUGUCCCUGGGACUACUAACCCCUUCAAUACGUCCACGGGUCAUUACGGAGCUGGUGGUGACAUGACACGCUACGGACAGGGCAGUACGGAUGUUGGAACACGUGGUGGGCUAGGAAAAGAGUCCGGGACAGACACAGAAAGGUCAGAUCGAGAUACGGUGUCAAGGUCAUCUGGAGGACAACCGCCACGAGGAAGUUCACAGGAUUCUGGAAAUGGUAGACGUACCUCUGAACUGAGUAUUCACUUCGCUGACAUGAACGUUGAUAGAAGGAAUUCCAUAUCCAUGUUUAACAUGGACCUAAUAUAAAAUGCUAAUUUUGUGCGGACAGAAAAUUGUUCAGAGAACUGGACUGGAAAUAAUGCAUCUGUAACUUUUGUACAGUCAGAGCGAAUACAAACUGUACAUAACCCAAACAUUAGAAAUUAGUUGUUCAAAAUAUUAACCAAACAUGUGGACGAAGGAACGACAUUCAUUGCCGAUUAACGGGACCAGUAGGUAGGGCCCGGUGGUCUCGCAUCGAGUGCGGAUAUGUGAUGGUGUCAGAAACCUGAUGGUCUGGUCGAGAGUCCAGUAUAACAGACCGCCAUAAUAGAACUGGAGUGCGGCCUUAAACAACAACCAACCAACCAAUCAAAACGUUCAUGUUCAUGUCAGUGAAUUCAUUUUAAUGAUAAUUGAUUGUGAUUCAUAUGUCCCGUGAUGUAAAUUGUCAACAAUGGUUGAUGCUCUGUUUGAUUGGCAGUUUAGUACUUGGUGAAUAAUAAGAAAGGCAUGAUACCUUAUGGAUGACAACUUUAUAUACCAUGAUGCGACGUUUCCGUAUAGAUUCUUAUACCUUUUGAAGCAAGAGUGAAUGCUUGAUGCGUACAACUGAUGCCAUGAUUUAGAGACGCAUCGAUUCCCGAGAAACAUAUCCCUGUUUCAGCCUUUGGUAUCACAUAAAAUUUCAACAUUUUGUAUUCUUGAUCCGCUUGAUACUGAAUAUGUAUCUAUUUACGUGUAAUGUGCCUGUUGACAAUGUAAAUAUACCCAUUAUACAUUUUGUGAUGCAAACAAGA
Messenger RNA from Haliotis rubra (blacklip abalone), 4480 nucleotides. RefSeq lists its product as uncharacterized. Gene Ontology annotation, molecular function: calcium ion binding. The record is from RefSeq and is a predicted model, not a curated record. NCBI's taxonomy places the organism in Eukaryota, Metazoa, Mollusca, Gastropoda, Lepetellida, Haliotidae. The transcript has 19 exons. Bases 102 to 3728 code for a protein of 1208 amino acids.